AUGGAUCUCUUGAAAGAAACCGGUAUGACAGGCUGCAGACCCGCAGAAUCGCCAAUUGAAAGCAAUCACAAGUUACAAAGUGGAGUUGGAGAAUCAAUUGAUAAGGAGCGAUAUCAGAGGUUGGUCGGAAGACUCAUUUAUCUCUCCCACACUAGACCAACCAUAGCCUAUUCAGUUAGCUUGUCUGCUCCAGGGAAAGGUCUACUUUUCUCCAAAUAUGAUCACCUCCAAAUAGAAGCCUUUACAGGCGCGGAUUGGGCUAGAUCUAUAGAUGACAGAAGAUCAACAUCCGGUUACUGUACGCUCGUUGGAGGAAACUUGGUUACUUGGAGAAACAAGAAGCAAAGUAUAGUUGCUAGAUCAAGUGCGGAGGCAGAAUAUAGAGCUAUGGCCCAGGGUGUUAGCGAACUACUUUGGCUACAAAAGCUACUACAGGAAUUGAGACUAUCUGAAAAAGGAAAACUUUCCUUGUACUGUGACAAUAAGGAUGCCAUCGGUAUAGACACCUAA
This is a messenger RNA of Nicotiana tabacum (common tobacco), 510 nucleotides long. Lineage: Eukaryota; Viridiplantae; Streptophyta; Magnoliopsida; Solanales; Solanaceae. The record is from RefSeq and is a predicted model, not a curated record.